AUGGAUGAUGGCAAAAUAAGUGAACCGUUGAUUCAAUCAGAUCUCUCCAUUGAAUCUCAACCAGUAGUAUCACAACCAGAUCAAGAUCCACCACCAGCAGCAUUACUUCCUACCAAACAUCAUCAUCAUAAACAUCGUCAUAAUCAUGAUCGGAAACGGAAAAGACGACAUAAGAAGAUUUACUAUACUGAUGAUUCUGAUGAAGUUGAUUCAUUAACUGAAGAAUUAGAUCAAAUUGGAAGAUUGAAUAUAAAUUUAAAUUUAAAUCUUUCAUCAUUCAUAAAUAAAGAUUCAUUUACAUUAUCAAAUAUACCGAAUUUACCUAAUUUACCUAAUUUACCAAACUUACCUAAUCUACCAUCACUUGAAUUAUCAAGAUUACAAGAAUUCUCUACUGAAUUUUCUCAAUAUGUUGCAAAUUAUAUCAAUCUUACCAAGAAUUAUUAUACUAAUGUGGUUCAACAACAAAGAUUAGUCAAUUCAAUCAAGACAAUUUUAAGUACCAGAAUUCAAAUGAAUAAAUUCUUAACUGAUUUAAGAUCGGGGUUGAAUAUCAGUACUGCUAUAGAUCGAUUACAACCUUUGACUGAUAUAAUCCAUCAAACUAUAUUCUUACCGGCUGAAGAUAUAAGUGAUUAUGAAGAAGAUUAUUACGAUAGUAAGAAUAAAUAUGAUGAUGAUAUUACCAUGUCUACUCCAACCAUUAUGGUUGAUGAAGAUGAAAUCACUGAACCUGUCGGUGUCGGAUCGAUCGUUAAUAAGGAUCAACCUCUUUUGAAUGAGAUUGUUAAGCCGGAAGUAAGUAAUCUGACAAGGUAUAGACGAAAGAAAUCGAGAUCUAAAUCGAGGAAGAGAUUAGAUUCAAUAUAUUUAUCAACGGGGGAUGAAGAAAGUAGUACCACCCAAGUCAGUGAUUUAGAUAAUAUUGAAGGAUUAACUCUUGAUGAUAUUCGAGAAUUAACUGAUUUAGAAUCGGUUGAUGAUUUCUUAAAACAAGAUACUUUAAGAAUUCGAAUUCAAACUAUUCAGAAAUUAGAUAAUAUAAAUCAAAAGGCCAAGAAUAAAUUAGUUACGAGAUUAAUGAUGGGGAAUUAUUAUAAGUAUGUUAAUGAUAAAUUAUCACCUGAGAAUCAGAUUAAAUUCCCCUCCAAAUUACGGAAACAGAGAUUAACCUUAGAUGUGGGUGAAGUGAAUCCUCCAUUGAAAGAAGAAGAAGAAGACGAAGUGGUAGAAGGAGAGGGCAUGAUAGGUCCCGAAGAUGAAGACGAUUCAAUGACAGAAGAUGAAGAAGUUAUCCUUACAGAAGCUGAUCAAAAUCCAUCAUAUCAUGAUGCACCAUUCAAUACUAUUCUCGGAUGUCAACAUUAUCAAAGAAAUUGUAAAUUAGAAUGUCCAACUUGUUUGAAAUGGUAUGUUUGUCGAUUCUGUCAUGAUAAUGAAGUUCACAACCAUGAUGGUGAGAAUAGUACUGAUCAUAAAUUAAUUCGAGCAGAAGUUAAACAUAUUCUUUGUAUGAAAUGUAAUACACCACAAAUUCCUGAUUCUAAUUAUUGUAUUAAUUGUGAACAAGAAUUAGCCAAUUAUUUUUGUUCAAAAUGUGUCUUAUAUGAUAAUGAUCCUACCAAGGAUAUUUAUCAUUGUGAUAAAUGUGGGAUUUGUCGAUUAGGAUUAGGUAUUGAUAAAGAUUAUUUCCAUUGUGAUACUUGUAAUAUUUGUUUAUCGAUUGAUUUACGAGAAAAACAUAAAUGUCUUGUGAAUACUACUCAUUGUGAUUGUCCAAUUUGUAAUGAAUAUUUAUUCACCAGUGUUUCCAAAGUGGUAUUUAUGAAAUGUGGUCAUUCAAUUCAUCAAAUAUGUUAUGAUGAAUUAAUUAAACAUAGUUAUAAAUGUCCAAUUUGUAAAAAGACUAUUGUGAAUGUUGAGACUCAAUUUCGAUUAUUAGAUCAAGAAAUCAAACAAUCACCAUUACCUUCUCCAUAUAAUAAUUGGAGAUGUAUUAUAAGUUGUAAUGAUUGUAAGGGGAAAUCGAAUUGUUCAUAUCAUGUGUUGGGAUUGAAAUGUAAGUAUUGUAAGAGUUUUAAUACGAAUCAAUUGAAAUUGAUUAAGCCAGAAGAGGAACAAGAAGAUGUAAUGAGUGGAGAAGAUGAUACUGAAGAUGGUAUAACUGUUAAUGGAAAUGAAUUUAAUGAUGUUAAUUUAAUGAGAUUGGUUCAUACUAAUUUACUGAGUAAUUUUCGAAUUGAUGAUCAAGAUUAUACAGAAGAACAAAGUGGAUAUGAAGAUGAUGAAGAAGAUGAUCGAGAGGAACGAUUGAAACAGAAUACAAUUGAAGAAGAUGAUGAAGAUGUUCAUCAUAUGUUUAAUUUUAGAAAGUUGACUACUACUAAUACGAAAAAGAAUUCAAAUGUAUCAUAUAUCACAUCGAUGUUUCAAACUUUUAUAAAUAAUGCCAUUACACCAAAUGAAGAGAAUAUAAUUAAUAAUAAUAAUAAUAAUAAUAAUAAUACUAAUAUGACAUCUACUAAGAAAGUAGAUACAACUAUAGUUUAA
This is a messenger RNA of Scheffersomyces coipomensis, 2550 nucleotides long. RefSeq lists its product as uncharacterized. The coding region runs from base 1 to 2550 and encodes 849 amino acids. The record is from RefSeq and is a predicted model, not a curated record. The transcript has 2 exons. Gene Ontology annotation, molecular function: zinc ion binding. Lineage: Eukaryota; Fungi; Ascomycota; Pichiomycetes; Serinales; Debaryomycetaceae.